AUGGAUUAUUUAUUCUUUAUUGUAUUUAAAAAUAUAUAUAUUCGAAAUAAGAUAUUGAUAGAUUGUAGUAUUAGUAGUAUUAGUAGUAGUAGAAUUAGAGGAGAAGAAGAAGAAGAAAGGAAAUAUGUAAAAGGAAAGAUACUUUCACAAUCACUUAAAAGUGGAAGAUCAUCACCUUCAAGAUUCGAUGCAAUCGGUAGAUUUGCACUACCAUGGUCAUUUGUAUCACAUUAUCUACCACAGCUUGGUGACCAAGUAGAUGAAUGUCAUCUGUCAAUGUCACUACAUCAAUACAUAUCACACAAGAAUGCAACUAUUGAUACACUUGCAAAACUUUUGGACUGGGUUGGUAAUCUAUUCGAACUGAACCCACUUGUAUUGGAUGAUGUUGCGGAACGAGGUAAUGAAGAGAUGUUGCAACUGUUGGAUGAUCGAUUUCCUGACGCUGUAUGCUCUGUCAAGGCUAUGAAUAAGGCCGCUGCAGGAGGACAUCUUGGUAUCGUAAUCUACUUGCACAACUAUCGAGAGGAAGGGUGUACAACCGACGCUAUGGAUUAUGCUGCAGCCAAUGGAUGGUUGCAAGUGGUUGAAUUCCUACAUACACACCGAUCAGAGGGAGCUACCAACAAAGCUAUGACCAUGGCUGCCCGUAAUGCUCAUCUCAACAUUGUACAAUACCUUUUUUACAACAAGUGUAUACGCAGCAGCAGUGGUUGUGGGAAUGAUAUUACUCUAGUCACGACUGAAGCACUCAAGAUGGCAAGUGCUAACGGACACUUGGAGGUUGCCAAUUGGUUAGAGACGGUCGGCGGAAAAUGGACAAACAAAGCAUUGACCGACUCAAUGAUGAAUGGUCAUCUACACAUUUUAGAGUAUCUAAAUUGGGAUACUAAACGGUUGACUGAAAUAUUUCUGAAAUUCUUCUCUUCGUCAUCAUCCGAAGAGGACGGUAUUAAUGUAAACUAUUUUGCACUAGAAGGUCAUCUCAAAGUAUUAAAGUAUCUUGUACACAAGUUUAAGUGUAGUAGUAUUAGUCGUCAUAUGAUGGACAAGGCUGCUCAUUUGGACGUAGUUACAUACUUGCACGAAACCAAGUCAGGAGGAUGCACAUCAGAUGCUAUGGAUUGGGCAUCUAAAAAUGGUCACAUUGACAUUGUAAAGUACCUACAUUUUAAUAGAACUGAAGGUGCAACAAAGAAUGCUAUGGAUUGGGCAGCUGAAAAUGGUCAUUUAGAGGUGGUACAAUUUUUAAGUAAAUAUCGACAAGAAGGAUGCACAAAAAGAGCAUUGGGAAAUGCUGCCAAAAAUGGUCAUGUUGAAGUGGUACGUUAUUUAGAUGAGACCUAUGGUAUACCAGAGGAAGGAGGAGGAGGAGAAGGAGGAGAAAGAUAUUUGGAAAAUACAUUAGAUGAAUGUACUAGUCAUGGAUCAUUGGAAAUAGUCCGUAUUCUUCAUAAAAAAUACUCUUCCUAUUUAAAAGUCACUACAAGGGCAAUGGAUCAUGCAGCUGAAAAUGGACAUAUUGAUAUUGUAAUGUUUCUUGAAAGAAAUAGAACAGAGGGUUGUUCACAGGCAGGACUCGCUCAAACAGCCUACAACAACCAUUUUCAAGUAUUUAAAUACUUGGCUGCAUCGUAUCCAAAGCUACUGGCCGAUUCUAUCGAGGUAUGCAUGUCACAUGCUGCAUUUAAAGGGAAUUUAGAUAUGAUUCAAUAUAUCUACUCACUUGGACCAAAAGAUACUACACUCUCUAUUAGAGCACUUGGAGUAGCUGCCCCGAACGGACAUUUAAAAGUUGUAGAAUGGUUUCAUAAUAAUUUUCAAGGUGAAAUUAUAAAUACUAGAGAUUUUAUUAGGUCAGCAAAUAAUGGUCAUCUACAUAUUGUAAAGUUUUUACAUUUAAAUAGAAGUGAAGGAUGCAAACCUUUAGCAAUGAGUUUAGCUUCAAAAAAAGGGUAUCUUCCAAUUGUUAAAUUCCUAAAUGAGAAUAGGACCGAAGGUGAUUUAAAACAAUCAUGGAGAGAAGCUCUUCAAGGUGGCCAUUUAUCAACCAUGCAGUAUUUACUCGAUUAUUCUAAAACAAAAACUACGAGUACAGACAGCAAUUCUUGUAGAAUCGACAAGAAUGAUGUAGAGGUUGAUUUAAUCAUGCCAAUCAUGGAAUUGGGUAUAGUCAAAAUACUAGAGUUUCUCCACAAGAAUGAUCUCAUUCCUGAAAUGGAUACAUCUCGAAUACCCCACCCCUCUAUUCCAUUCUUUAAGUCUAAAGGUUAUCAAUUUAAUGGUUGGGUGGUCUCUAAUUAA
Molecule: messenger RNA, 2304 nt
Organism: Cavenderia fasciculata
Lineage: Eukaryota; Evosea; Eumycetozoa; Acytosteliales; Cavenderiaceae
Product: ankyrin 2,3/unc44
Exons: 2
Coding region: 1-2304 (767 amino acids)
Molecular function (GO): protein binding
Source: RefSeq, a predicted model, not a curated record